Pocillopora meandrina is the source of this 687-nucleotide messenger RNA. NCBI's taxonomy places the organism in Eukaryota, Metazoa, Cnidaria, Anthozoa, Scleractinia, Pocilloporidae. The record is from the annotation of a GenBank genome assembly.
AUGUUACACUCCAAACAACGAUAUGCAAGUAAGGUGCAAGAUUUAUUUCUUUCUCAUGAGACUAGCUAACUUGAGCCUACGUCAAGGCACACCUCAAGGCCUGUAUUGUUUUCUUUCUUCAUGUAGAAGGAAUAUCUGAGAGUUAAAUGCCUGCCGUUGGGCAAACUUCCCCCUCCCCCCCUGGUGGGAUGGCACUUCUCCUCCCCCAUGGAAUGGCAUGAUUAAAUUGUUAAAUUGCUUUCACUUAGAGACUUAGAAAUAUACGCCAUGACUUUGUACAUAAUAUACAAGUUUAUUAGGGAAGGUACAUAGUAUGUUCCAUGCCGUAGAAACCUUAGAACAUUUCGCUUGUGAACGCAAAAUGUUUGAAUAUAAAUAAAUAAAACAGAUGUAUUUAAGGCAAGGAAUAAAAAGGCAAUCAAAGAUUUUUCUGAAAAAUAUACUGUUUCAGAAAAGCUUGUUGCACAUUAUAUUGGUCGGCGAACAGAUAAUGACGAGAACCGUGCAAAAAGAAAGCAACAGGAAUACAAUGACAUUGACUGGGAAGAUCUCUAUCACAGAAAUCAGUUAUCUUCCCUUAAAGUAGGUGAACUUGAACUUUAUAUUAAUCACCACAAUAUUUCAAUUAAAGGAGAGAAAGAAGAGAAAGUGAGGGUGAAGGCACAUAUAUUGGCGAUAAGAUUUUGA